AUGUCCUUGUCGGGAAUGGAGGAGACACCGCCAUUUGAUAAUUUUCAAUCGAAAGUAAAAAAUCAACUACAUGUACGAAAGAUUUGCGAGGGGGAUGAAGAACAAUCGUCAACGGACAUUAUUUCCCUUCCGGCUGAGUUGCUAUACCACAUACUGAACUAUCUGCCCGUGAAAGAUCUCAUUUCAUUCACAUUUUGUCGAUGGGAUAUUUUUCAAGCCCUCGUCGACUUCCUGAAAGCUAAAAUUGGACCGGCACUCCGAAAUCUCAAUGUUCUCGUGGCACGGUUUAACGAGAAAGAUUCGCCAAAAUAUUGGCUACGAGAGAUAGUACAGAACUCCACCAGAUCCGAACAGUCGAUACUACGGGACUUCGAUAUCCUCGCAGCGCUGUUUGAAGAGAGAGAAUGGCCUGGAAAAGUGCUCUGUCUUCAUUGUGGAUUCAAGGAAGUGGCCAGUCAUUAUUUGCAGCAAAGCCCCGUCUCAGUACGGACGCUUCAGAGGCGAUUACAGGCCUGGGAAGUUCGAAGAGCGCCGAGCAUUGUGUAUAAUGAGGCUAUACAGACCCGCAUCGCCACGCUAUGUACCCAAGCCGCCCUUACCACGAGUGAGAUCCUCGAAAUUCUAUCGAAUGAAGGCACUCCGAUAUCCCCUCGCACCCUCUGGACUAUUCGCUGUCAACGGUUAGGAAUACGCCUUCGUAUCGAUGACCCUGAAGAGCAGCAGCAGCAGGAGGGAGAGGUCGAAGCUAUACUGGCCGAUCAGCUCGGGAAGGGGCAUAUUGAAGGCUACGGAAGAGGGCAUCUGUAUACCUAUCUUCGCCGGCAUAGAUAUGUCUAUGCGAGAGACCGGAUCUUCAAGAUCUGGUGUGCUCUUCGCCCAGAUGCCCUUCAGCGUCGCUCGCUUGGUCUUCAGCGCGCCCGGGGGUCGUAUACUGUGCCUGGGCCGAAUUUUGUCUGGCAUAUUGAUGGGUAUAUGAAGCUCCAGCCAUAUGGAAUUGAGGUCUAUGCCGCUAUCGAUGGUUACUCCCGCUAUAUUGUCUGGAUCUACGUCGGUAUAAGUACACGCACCGCGGUGAGCGUACUCCGCCAGUAUCUCGAUACCCUCUCUGUGCGUCGAUUCCAGCCACGAGCUAUCCGCGCCCACCUUGGCACCGAGACACACCUCAUCGGCGAUGCCCACUGGGCUCUCCGGCGAGCUAUCGACCCAGAUAUUCGUCAUGAGGAGUGCUGGUGGUACGGCCGGAGUGUCCAGAACCAGCGCAUCGAGUCUUGGUGGGGACAGCUCUCUGGGUCAAAUAACUUCGUCUGGCGGAAGUUAUUUCGCUAUCUACAGGAUAGUGGCUUUUUCACAUCGUCAACCGCCGACCAGAUUGCCCUUCUCGCUGUCUAUAUGCCGUCGGUACGCUCGUCGAUUGAAGAGUUUGUUGAGACCUGGAAUACCCAUCGCAUCCGCCGGCAAAAGAAUCGCCCAGAUAGCGUCCCUGGUAAACCCUGGAUGCUCUUCCACCACCCACAGGUCCAGGACUUCAAGAAAGGGGUUGAUAGAGUCAUAUUAAGUGGUCUACAUGAGGGCAUCUGUGGAGAUUGGGAUGCUGAUGAGUAUCUACCAGCUGAGACGCUCCAGUGGUGCCGUGCUCAGCUAUACCAGCAGCUUAACUUCGAUCCUGUCCAGCCACCACCACGGGAGAGCGAUGCUCAGCCAUAUAUACUAGUCUAUCUUGAGCUUCGCCGGCUUGUGACUAACCAUAUUGAGUCUGGUGCACUACCAAUACUCGCUGUGAGCGCUCGGCCUACCGGAGGAUACAACUGGGUGCCGCCAGGGCAACUAGCUGAGGCGUACGACUAA
Molecule: messenger RNA, 1845 nt
Organism: Penicillium lagena
Lineage: Eukaryota; Fungi; Ascomycota; Eurotiomycetes; Eurotiales; Aspergillaceae
Exons: 3
Coding region: 1-1845 (614 amino acids)
Molecular function (GO): protein binding
Source: RefSeq, a predicted model, not a curated record